Messenger RNA from Onychostruthus taczanowskii (white-rumped snowfinch), 10658 nucleotides. It is a transcript of the gene BDP1, whose product is annotated as B double prime 1, subunit of RNA polymerase III transcription initiation factor IIIB. Bases 1 to 7107 code for a protein of 2368 amino acids. Gene Ontology annotation, cellular component: transcription factor TFIIIB complex. The record is from RefSeq and is a predicted model, not a curated record. The transcript has 42 exons. Gene Ontology annotation, molecular function: TFIIIC-class transcription factor complex binding. Gene Ontology annotation, biological process: RNA polymerase III preinitiation complex assembly. NCBI's taxonomy places the organism in Eukaryota, Metazoa, Chordata, Aves, Passeriformes, Passeridae.
AUGUUCCGGCGGGCCCGUCUCACCGUGCGACCCAAUGUGCGGCCCCCGGGCAGGGCCGCCGCCACCGGCGCUGGCGGCGUGGACCCGGACCCUCCGGAACCCCCAGGUUCGGACACCCCGGCGGCGGACGGAGCAGGGACCGCGGCGGGAUCGGCGGACGCGCGGCGGGCAGAGAGUGAUGACAAGGUGGACAAUACAAGUGGCACUGGGAAAGCUAGUAAACCUUCAGAGAUGCUUACACAGAGAAGAAAACGUAUCUCCACCAUGCCAAAUCUUGUCAAACCCAGAGCUGGACCAUCAUCUGCUCAGUGUUCUGCACCAAAACCGCAGAGGCGAACAUCACAGACUUCUGAUGGCAGUGCUUCACUUCAGAAGGAUUCCUCCCCAUCAGAAAAGAGUAAUGUUGAAAGCUCUGUAAAGUCUCCUAUGCUUCCUGAGAAGAGAACACCUGUGCCACAAGUGCCACAGUUUUCACCACUAAAAAAGUCUGUGAACAAAGAGCAAACUGUUGGUGUAACUACUCAGAAAAAUGAUGAUAGCUUGCAGAAGAAUGUACCCGCUCCUCUCAAGGAGAGGCCAACACAGGAGGAAAAGCUACCUGUGAAACCUUCUCAUGAGAAAGUCAAACGAGCAUGUUCUGACCGUGAAAGGAUCCUCAAAGCUCGUAAAUUAAGAGAAAUGCUUAAAGAAGAGCUGAAGAAAGAGCGGAUGAAGUUGAAACACAGGCCUCCAGUAAUCGAAGGACGUUCUCCACCAGAUCGUUCUAAAAUGACCAUGAGAGACUUAAUAUACUAUCUGCCAGAAAACAAUCCUAUGAAGUCUUCAUUGGUAGAAGAAAGGAGAACAGAAAGAAGUUCUGCACUGAGUCAAAUGAAAGAACAGGAAGAGAAAAGUACUCCUGAUCAUGAAGAAGAGGAGGAGGAGGAGGAAGAAGAAGAAGAGAAUGGGGAAGAGAGUCAGGAUGGCCCACUUCUCGUUCCUCGUGUGAAAGUAGCAGAAGAUGGUUCAAUCAUUCUGGAUGAAGAGAGCUUAACUGUAGAAGUUCUAAGGACAAAAGGUCCAUGUAUUGUUGAAGAAAAUGAUCCCAUCUUUGAGCGUGGCUCUACAACUACAUAUUCUAGCUUCAGGAAAAGUUUUUACACAAAACCAUGGUCAAAUAAAGAAACAGACAUGUUCUUUUUAGCUAUCAGUAUGGUAGGAACAGACUUCUCCUUGAUUGGGCGGCUGUUUCCUCACAGAGCCAGAGCAGAAAUUAAGAACAAGUUCAAACGUGAGGAAAAAGCUAAUGGAUGGAGAAUAGACAAAGCUUUCAAAGAAAAACGACCCUUUGAUUUUGAAUUCUUUGCCCAGCUUCUUGAGAAGGUCUUAGCUGAUGAGGGAAAGAGGAAGCAAAAGACUGUUAAAAGCCAGAAGCCAAAAGAAAAAAAGUCUCCAAGGCCACAGAAGAAGUCAAAAGCAAAAGCUGCCAGCACAGAAGCUGCUAAUAAUCAAGAUGAACUUCAGGAAGCUGGAAUUUCUGAUGCAGAAACAGAAGCAGAUGGUGUGACAGCUGAGAAAGAAAAUGAGGAAUCUUUGGGCAUUUCUGAACAGGCAGAAGAAGAGGUUGCAUUAGAGCCAGCAUUAGCAAAAAAGAAGAGAAAGAGGAAGAGAAAAGGUGAUCUUGAAGAGGAAGUGGAGAAUAUUCCUAAAGAAGUGCCUGUUCCUUCAAAAACUGCUGAAGAAGGGAAGUCCUCUAAUAAAAGGAAAAAAGUGAUACAUGAUGCAAGCAGUGAUGGUGAUAUCACCUGUGGAGAAGAAGUGGAUUGUGCUAUUGAAGGAAAGCAAAGUGAGACUGCUGUUACAGAGGAAGAGAGAUCAGAAUCCUGUUCACCAGUGAAUAACCAAAUGGAGAGAGAAGGUGGUGUCAAUUUAUGCAGCCUUGAAGAUAGCAAUGAUGUUAUACUAGAAGCAGAACCUGCUAAAUUGAGAACCAGAGAUGCUAGAGAUAAUGCAUCACAGGAAAGCCAGAUUCCAGAGUUACCAGUUUCAAAUAUUAGAAGCAAGGAAUCAGGAUGUGUAGAAACUACAGAAUCAAAGAGUGAAGAUACCCAUCACUCACAAGAACCAGAUGGAAAGCAGAGUGCAUCAGAAUGUGGUUCACAGUCUGAAAUCAUGAAAAGUGAAAAGUCAUCAGACAGAAGGCGCUUGCAAAGACCUAAACCCAAUUUAGUGAGGUCAUCUGGAAGGAGGGAGACAGCAACACAAGACAAAAUGGAAGCCAAAACUUGUUCUCCAGCCCUUGCAAAUGCAGGUGAAAAGUGCUCUGAAGAGGAGAGUAGAAGAAACAAAAAUGAAGCCACAGAAGUAGAGAACAGCAAUUUGGAUACUGCAUCUCAAGAAUCUGAAAAAACUGCAAUUGUAAAGACAAUAGGUAGAGGAUUUCGACAGAGAUUUAAACCUAAUGUUACAAGAGCAUCUGGAAGGAAAGAAGAGCCUGAAAAAGAUAAAGGAAAUGAUAAAAUAUCCCAUCUACAGUCUAAGGGGGAAACUGAGAAGAAUAAUGACCAAGGUAAUAGAUCUGAUGGUACCAGUGAAGAUACUGCAGAAAAAGAUGACAAAGUCCUGGAGACAAUGUCUCAGUCUAAUGAAACAGCUGGUUUAAAAGAAGAUACCAAACGGAUUGUGUUGAAUCAAACAGCUCUAAAAAGAGGUAGAAUACAGAGACCAAAACCAAAUCUAGGAAGAACUGUUGCAAGGCGAAAAGAACUGAUAGAUGAAAAAGAUCCUGAAGAGGAGACAACUGAAGGUGAAGAAGCAGUAAAAGGUGUCACACGCCAUCAAGAUGAAAACAAUGAUCCCUGCCUUAGAAGUGAUUUAACAGUUCUUGAAGCCACACAGCCACCCAGUGUGACAUUAGAAGAUGUUUCUGCAGAUUCUGAGAUGAACUCAAAUACAAGACAGUGUUUCCAAGAAAAGUCCUCAGAAGCAGAAAGCAAUGAAAGUGAAAAGGGAUUGUCAGAUGUCUCCAAACAGGUUUCAGAUUCUAGUACAGGGGAAUCUCGUCCUCAGAAGGAAGAGGAGAAAACUGUCGUAUCAUCAGCUUGGCUACUGAGGACGCGAUUCCAGAGACCAAAGCCAAAUUUAAGAGCAGCUAGUAGAAAGGAAGUUCUGGAUGUAAAUAAUAAAGGUGCAUCACAGAAAGAUAGCAACAAGGAAGAAAGUUUGACACAGUGUGGUAGUCAAUGUAGCAUCCCUCCUGACACAGAUAAAGCAGGAAAAUGUGAAGUCUUAAAUGCACUAGAAUCCUUGGGAAAGGAGAAGUCACUUAGCUCUCAGGAAGUUUCUGAGAGGCCAAGUUGUAAGUCACCAAAAACAUUUCCAAGAUCAGAGGAUGGUGAACUGGAGUUCUGCCUAUUUGAAAUUAGCCAAGAUGACAUUUCUACUACUAUUGCUGGCACUCAAGAAGAAUGUCAAUAUGCACCUCUUCCACCUGUUCAGCUGGCAUGGAACAAGAGAUACAAGCCAAACUUGGUAACAACUGUUGGAAAGGAGUUACAAAUAUCAGAAAAUGAGAGCAAGAAAAUGCCUGAAGCAGAGCAAAAAGAUGAGUUUGACAAUACUGUCAUGUUAAAGGGUGAAAAUGAAGUUGUAUUGUGUCAAGCAGAUGUAUUGAGCAAAGAGGAACAGGAACAGCAAGAGGUGCCUCAGGUCCUCUCUAUUUCUGAAACCUUAUUGUCUGAACAAAGCAGUACUGAAAAACUUACCUCCCAAGAAGGCAAGCUGAGUGCUCUGAAACCAGGACAACUCGUAAGGAUUGAGUCUCCAAGAGCUAGACCAAACCUAGAAAGAACAUACAGCAAAAAAGGAUCUCCAGUAGUACAAAAACUUGAUGCCCCAGAUGAAGAAGAAAUGAAUCAUGGAGAGAAUCUGCCUGUGGUAGAAGAAUCUGAAAACCUUUUCUCCUCAAAAGAUGACAUGAGGGAAUUGUUGCUUGUGGGAAAUUUGGCCGAUAAUGACAGUCUAGACAUAAAUUCAAGAAGCAUGACAUCAGGAACACUUUGUUCUUCUAAAAAAUCACCAAAUUACAACAGCAAAAGAGAGCAAGAAGAAUGUCUAUCUGCAGAUGCUAUAGGAGGCAUUCAGGAUACCACAGAAAGGUCCAAUGAUAAAUUAAGUUCUGGAGAAGAAAGUGAACAGAGAGGAGGGGAACCCCAUUGGAACCUGAGGCCAGACCUAAUGAGACUUACUGGGAAAACAGAUUAUCCUGAAGAGUGUGGAAACAGGGAAGAGGACAAUACUGAGAGAAAUGAAGAAGAGUUUUUGGUGUUGUUAAAAACAGGUGUAUCAGGGGAAAACUUCAGUAAUACAGUGGAAGCUGGAUCCUUCUCAGAAGCUACAAGGAAACACAGUUUUGCGGAGAAUGUUGAAGAAACAUGUUGCAAGAGAAUUAGGCAGGACACCACACUCCAGUCUCCAGAGAUAUUGUCAGAGAGUGAGAGACACGUAGAACAAGAUAAAGAUUCUCAGCUUUCUACCUCACAGGAAAAGCAUUCAGGAAAUCUCACGAGAAGGCAGUUCAGGAGAUCAUCAAAACAGACAGCGCUGCCACAACAUGUGUUGGAGCCAAAAACUGCUACUUCUGCCUCUGAAUGUGAGGCUGAUUGCAGUGAGAAGGGGAGUCAAAGGCAAGAAGCUAAACUGAGUGUUACCAGAGACAAAAGUUUGAAGACUACACAGAGAAGAAAAUCUGGGAAGGAACCCAGAAGUUCGAAGAUAACCUUUGUCACUCUCCGGGCUUCUCAAGAGGAGGAGGAGGAUGAGGAGGCAGAUGACUUUGAGCUUGAUGAUGAAGAUGAAUGCUUUGCAUCAGAGGAAGUAAACAAGGCUCCAGUGUUUGUUCCUAUAGGUCUUCGAUCUCCAAAACCAAUUCCUAUGCAGAUACAGGAAACCGUGGAGGAGCUGGAAAUAUCUGUGAAUAUACCAGAUGUGCAGGUGGCUACUGAUGCUGAAAGUCUUACUUGUGCUUCUAUCCAACCAGUAGUACAGAGGGAAGGAGAAAGCACCUCAACAGCUGAAACAAUCAUACAUGAAAAUCCAGAUGUGGACAAAGGAAUUAAUGAUGGAAGCACUGAAGCUGCUAUGACUUUACUUGCAAUGGGUGAUCCAAAUUUCCAGUUAAAAACAAGCACUGAAGAACAGACACAUAUGUUACCUGCUCAAGAUGACUUGGACAUGGCUCAUAGCCUGGUAAUUCACGCCUACUCCAAAGAAAAUAGAACUUCUAGUCAGUAUUCACUUGCUUCAGAUACUUCUGUCAAGGAAUUGCUGCCUUCUGAGGAUGGAAACAACAUCAAUGUAGAGCAUCAAAUCACUGGCACAAGAAGAGGUGUAGAGAUGGAUGCUACUGAUACCAGUGGCAGCUCUUUGCCUACGGUGAAUAGUAUGAGACUGACAGGAGGCAGACACCUGGAGCCUGAGCCAACCUCUCCAAUACUGAGGUCCAAUGAAAACAUAAUGCAGGAGAUACUUAAUGCAAAUGUACUUGUAGAAAAACUAGAGCAAAUUCAAACUGAUCCUACAACCUUGAGGGAUAAUGCAGAAAUGAAGAAGGUGGAACCAGAACCAGUCAGACCAGCUGCACGUGACUCUUCAGACCUUCAUGACUUUGCAUCUGGAAGUACAGAACUUACCAAGCAAGUAGAGAAAACUGAGAGAACAGAAAAGCAGAUAAGAGAUGCUUGUGGAAAUUCAGGAGAUUUAAGACAUCUAACUGCAUCACCAAAACCUGAAAAAUCACACCUUGGACUAGAAGAUUGUCCAAAUCCAAGUUCUGUGGAUGAACUUUCUGAGCAGAGUCCUUGUCCUCUUGAACACCAUAUAUGUAGAGUCAACUUUACUCAGAAUGAAGCUUGUACUCAGGAUGCUCAACGACAUUGCAUAAGCAGCACAGAAGAAACAUCAGCAGUGAAUGAUGAUCAUAGAUGUCCAGAGGAAGAGCAGACAUUCAUUUUAACAUUGGUGGAAAUCCCAGCUGGCUCAAAAGAGUUUGAUGCAUCUGCUGUGGUGGAACAAACUUCAGAACCAGUACUACCAGCCCCAAUACUUAUCAGCCCAAUAAAUGCGAGUCAAACAACUGUGACUGAAGUGGAGAGAAACUUUAUACAAGUUGGCUUCUUGUACUGUCACAAUAAUGACUUUAUAUAUAUAAACAGUAUUGGAUCCUUGACAACUGCAGCUGGUAAGGUUGCUGGACCUUUAAACAGCAGUAUGGAAACCAAACAACUAGAGAGUGCAGUAGACCCUGUUCCAAAGCUGCAGACAGCUCAGAAACGGUUGGCUGCGGAACUUGAAGAGCAUGAUUUUCCUCCUUCCAAGAAAAUUCCAUCUACUGUUGCAGUGGAAAAUAAUCUGGAAACUACUUACAAGGAUUAUUCAAUUAAAUCCACAGAGGUGCCAGAGGUAACUUCUGGGAAUCCUUUUCAAAAAAUAGAGUCUUCAGCAAAGGGAAAAGUACUUACUUCUGUAUUGGUGUCUGAGUCUAUCUCACAACUGGCUGACAGAAGCCAGCUUGAGACUUUGGAGAGCUUAGGGAAAGCACCACUUGAGAAUGCAGCAUCUGAAAAGGAAGAGGAGGUUAUGUCUAGGUUAACCUCUAACAGAAGAGCAGAAGUAAGUGGACAAGGAAAGCAGGAGAAUGUGCAUGAUUCUGCACAGUUGGAACAUACUAGAAGCCCAGCAUCAUCUUCAAAAACUCCAUUAUUCAGGGGUGGACGAAAACCGUUGGGAUUUUUAUCUUUAAUUUGCAAAAAAAGUAAUUCUGACUCUGCAGAAGACACCAAAGAGAAUAGAGGGAAGAUCCAGAAGCCACGAAUUGUGACUCCAAAACGAAGUCUAAAGAAACCCACUCCCUCCACUGAGGAUGAGAGGGAAUCUUGUUCCUUUCCCUCUACUUCUUCAUCUGUGGAACAUGAGCAUGUAGCUGCUGAUGCUGCAGUUACGGUUCCAAGUAACAACUCAUCUGAGAAGCCACCUCUCUGUACUAAAGAUCAAGAGAAGGAAGGAGAGCCAACCAAAAUCUCUGAGUACUUUUUCAGUGACAUCUUUAUGGAAGUGGAUGAUUCAGAAUAGCAAAUGGGUUUUAUAAAAACUAGGAUCACAGAAUAUACUGCAACAAGAAAAGAGUAUUUUAAAAGUUGCAAUUUGUUCUGAUAUUCGUUAUGCCACACUUUAUGUCAACCAGUAAUAACAGUACAGAUAAAAUACCAGGAAAGUGAUCUCUUUAACAUUCAGGGGAAACUGAACGUUCUCCAAAAGUGAUGUAACAGAUUCAAAGGAGAAGAUGGAAAGGAAAAGCUGAAAAGCCUCAUCUCCUGCUCCUCCUUUAACAAACUGGGUGCAAUUACUAAAGCCCUGAAACAUGCUAUUGGAACUGGGACGCAGGGUUGGACAAAGAAACCAUGAACCAAACAUACCUUUAACAAGCUCCAGUACCUAUGUAAACUCCCUAUAAACCAUUGUCACCGAGCCCAGCACAAGAACAACCCAAAUCUGUGCCCCUCUACUGUAAAAGCUACAUGUUAGGGACAAUACUGGAUCUGUCUCCAGAUAAGAAAAUAAGCCUAGGGACCAGAAGGGUAUUAAAACCUCAAAACAACCUAGGGACCAGAGACAGGUAAAGGCCUCCACCCAGAGAGACAUUGUGAAUUCAAGCAACAUGGCUACUGGCUGUUUUAUCUCAAUACAGAGUAAGUAAAACCAAAAUGCAAUCAGUACAGGCUUUUUUCACUUUUUUGAGCCACAUGUUGGGCACAAAAAACAAAAGUAUUUGUCCUGGUUUAGGGCACAUUUGGAAGGAAGCUUUCAAAGGGGUCCCUCUAGAAAGCAAAUUCAAGUGGGCCUCCCCUAACUGGUUUGUAAAGAUUUCCUUGGAGAAAAGUGGAAAAAAAUGUUUAUUUAACGAAGUAUUCACAAGCAUAAAAAGUGAACAAUACUAAACAAUAAAACCUCUUGUUGUUCUGAAGAGAUGGCACAUUCAGAAAGUCCUUUUCUUGGGGUGUAGCUCAGCUCACUUGGUCUGUUACCAGUUCCUCCUGUGCUGGAAAAUGCUGCGUCCUGGGCUCCAGUGGGUCACAAGUGUGAGGUGCUUGUGUUUUUCUGGGUUUGCAGUCCAAAGCAAGGCUGAUCAGUUCCCGAAGAAAGAAAGGCCAGUCCAGGGAACUUCUCUGCUUCAGCUGGCUAAAAACUAAAAGCAAAGGAGAGCUCUCUCCUGCCCUCUGUCUGUUCUUCAGAGAACACAGUCUGUGAGAGAGAAUGCAAAGGAGCAAGUGCAGCUUCUGAUCACAAACUCUGCGCUUCUUCUCUCCCUCUGGUGCAGAACUUAAUGUCCAGCAUAAACAGAGCAGACAACUGGGGAUACGAGCAUCAUGUUGUUAAUUAAUGCUGUGAAGAUGAAAUGUAUUCUUUCUGAAGCCACCCAGGAACUUUCAAAAUGCUGGCAUAGUCUAAACCACUGCAAUGAUGUCAUAGGACCAGACUAUUUGCUGACUGCCAGCUUAUGGUUUCCCUUGUUUAGACACUGAUAGUGAGUGCAUGACUAUCCUACAGAAAAGUGCAAUGAAAUAAUGUUUAAUCUUGGAAAAAGUAUCCUUUUCCAUUUUAAUGCUAAAGCUUCUUGGUACUGACUAUUCAAGUUCUUUACUUCUUUUUGUGAAGUAUGUUACGUUAGAAGGAGGAAUUAACUUUUUGGGUAUAAUGUAAUAUCUGAAGAUCAGAAUACAAAUAUUGGAAGUGGUGUAGUGAAUACAUACCUAUAUACAUCAAGCACUGCAGGUGUUUUUAUUUAAAUUUCCAAAUUACAUAUUUUUGUAAGAGUUUUUUAACCACAUAAUUUAAAAGAUCGUAACCUGAAAAGCCCAUAGGAUUGGUUCCUUAAAAAUUUGUUGAAAAUUUAAAAACACAGUUUACUAGAAGAUGAUAGAUAACACAAGGUUAAUGUUUGCAACUUUUUUUAUCACUUGGAGGAGGAGAUUGCUGUUUCCUAGUAUAAAUGCUAAUUUUCUUCUAAAUUGGAAAACAAAGCUAGAGAUACAAUUUAUUUUCCUUAUUUUCACGUGUCGUUGUUUGUAUAUUUACUGACUUCCUCAUUUUCCCUUGUGCACAGUAGCACAAAGAGAUUGGAUUUAAACCAUGAUUAUAAAAUGUCACUUUUGAGGAUUUGCUGCUUUGAAGCACUUGAAUUAAAAGGGUUUUCUUAUGUGCAUGUCUGCUUGUACUGUAACUUGCCAUAAAAUUCUGGUUUAGCUUUAGAUUUUAGUUUUAAGUUUUUAUUUACCUCAUCAAGAAAUAUAUCUGGGUGAGGUAAUUAGGUUUAUGCACUCUCAAAGUUAGGUGGUUGCUGAAAGAGUCAAUAUUUAGUCUGAAACUCCUGCUUGCAGGAGCUUGAGUAGUCUUAAAAUUUUUCCCAUUACUUAAUACUUGCAGGUACUUUCGUAAAGCAGUUUAUUAUGAAGCUGAAACUGAUGUUUAAAUAGUAUUGUUAAUGCUCUCAAGAGACCUAUCAUCAGGUUUGGACUGGGUAAUCCUUUACUGGCAGGAAAAUUAUAUAAAUAUGUAGUUAAUUUUGAAAUAGUUGAUGAAGUUUGACAAACAUUUUGAUGGCAGGUAAAGAAUAUAAAUAUGUAGUUAAUUUUGAAAUAGUUGAUGAAGUUUGACAAAACAUUUGAGAAUGUUUUUAUUUUCAGAAGUUAUUGGCAAGGCUUCUGAAGGAACCUUUAAACUUUUGUCAGAGAAGAGACAUACAGAAAAAAAGCUACUGUUACUGCAGAUUGGUAUAUUAGCUCUGCCAGUGAAAUGUCACUAGCAGCAGUAUUCCUUGAGGCGAUGGAAAAGGGACUAGUGGUCCCAGUGUAGAGUAACUUACUUGAAAGCAUCUGAUCAACCCACCUCACUCCCCCAAAAAAACCGUCAAAAAUACCAACAACAGUUUCUGUUCAAAUGGUAUCUUGUGCUUUGCCUAAUCCGUUUAACUUGAAAUGUUUAUCUAAAUAUUGUUUUACUGUAAACAUUAUGAAAGAGAUUAAUGUAUACAUGUAACUCUAUGUAUUGUAUGUCUUGUAGAUAUUAAGCAUGCAAGUGUUUACUUCCUGAUAUGUCUGGCAUGUUUAUAUCAAUUGCACUCAUAGAGCCUAAAAAUAGAUUCUUGGGGAGUGGCUAUGAAAUAAUUGCUGUGAGUACCUUCUGAGUGGGUUCUGAGGGGAUAAUCAUUCUACAUUUAGUUGCAUACAUUUUAGCUUGCAUUCAUGUUACAAAGGGGAAAAAAAAUCAACUAUUUCAUUACUAAUAUUUAUGGUGCCUUAUCUGCAUUGUUAAUUGGGGCUAUGCUUUGUAUUUCCUUGCAGCAAAUACCAUGCACUUUGUUAGAGGAAUUUUUUUAAGAACAAAUUUAAUUUGAAUAGAAAUAAGAGAAUUUUGUGUUUUGUUUUGUGUGUGGAAGUUUUAUAAUGAUGAAGGAUGUAAGAAAAUAUCGUUGAAAUCUCAAUACGUAUGAGUAGCAUUUUACAAAGAAGUGGCAUAAAACUGCUUUGCUUAGAGUUGUCUGAUGCCCUGUAUGAUCACAUAUAAGAUUUCUGUGUCAAAGGAAGUAGUCCUAUUCUGUAUGUAAAUUAUGUGAAUAAAUUAUU